AUGGAGUCGGGAAUGAGUAGCCGAGUUCGUGGCGAUGGGAAGAGGGAGGAGAAGAAGGGAGCGAUGAAAGCGAAGGAGUUUCCCCCGCCAUUACCUUGGCUAGCCAGGACGGGGAACUCGCCGGCUUCGAGAAUGCCGUGGGUUUUGAAGCGGAGUUAUACGGAGGACGGAAGGCUGAUCAUUACUGGAGAGAAAACCGAGCGGCACGAGUACUUUGAGGCGGACCGCUCCGACGGCCGCCUCCGCCUCCGCCUAGUAGCGCUGGAUGUCUUCGUCGGCGGAGAACCGUUUGCGAACGAGCCGGAUGAGGCCGCGGCGGAGGAGAGAGAAAUUCCCGGCGGCGAUCAUAAUCAAAUCGAUGGCGGUGGCAAUGGUGAUGAUGAUGGUGCAGUUUGUGACGGCAGCGAUGCUGGCGGGGGCAAUGAUCCGACCGCCGCUGCAUUGGAGGAUCCUCAAUCGGCAAUGGCGAGCGGCGGCUCGCUGAUAACUGACGCCCGCAGCGGCGGCGGUGGGAGCAAGUGUUCAAAUUCGUUUAUUUUUAGCCUUGCGGUGACCGCUAUCCCUCCAGUCCAUACGUAA
Ipomoea nil (Japanese morning glory) is the source of this 579-nucleotide messenger RNA. RefSeq lists its product as uncharacterized. The coding region runs from base 1 to 579 and encodes 192 amino acids. The transcript has a single exon. The record is from RefSeq and is a predicted model, not a curated record. NCBI's taxonomy places the organism in Eukaryota, Viridiplantae, Streptophyta, Magnoliopsida, Solanales, Convolvulaceae.